AUGGUUAUUUCCAGGAGGGACCUGGACUAUAUUACCCAGAACCCUCUAAGACCGAUUCUCAGAUCUUUUUUGACUACAGUUAAGGAGCAAGAUGACAAAGACCCGCGUAGUUACAGACAAAAACAAUAUAACAAUAGUUACAAAUACAUAGGGAUCAAUAAACUACUUGUCGAUUUAACCAACUAUGCCAUCGAAAAAGAUAUCAGAUUAGACUAUGACCAACCCCUUGACGGACAACUUAUUUCUUUAUACUCCGGUUUUCGAUGCCAAAAAGUUUCUAUCUCUUUUUUUGAUCCAUUAGUUGAAGCUAUUUACAAGGGCUGCAGUGAUGUUGAUAUCUGGAGAAUUAUCUUUCAGCUUAUCAGUGAAGUUUCUUGGUCAAAAGAGUUACCAUCAAAAAUAAUUAUGCACUCUUUUAAUGGUUCACCCUUCAUACCACUAUCCGCAUAUUCGGUACUGAUUCUGGAAAGUGGCGAAAAGAAGGACAGUAGAUAUGAAGAUUGGAUGGGCGAAGGUAAUAAAUGGAAACUCUUGAAAAGGAGGAUGAAAAAGGAAUUGAGCGAGACGACAUUUGAAAAUGUUGGUGGCUUUUGGAAAAAGUACUUUGAAGAUAGGGAAUGGGUGGAACGAUCCACACUUGUCUUCAAUGCUCUUAAUCAGACUCAUUCCGGAUACACGUUACCCCAAUAUCCAGAAAUGUGCACCGAAACUACUUUCUGGGUGUGGUUAGAAGCACUUCAAACCCACUUUUUAGACCAGCUUCCUGACUCUCCAGUCAAACUUGUAACUGGGACUCCAAGAAACCCAGAGCCAGCGCUGCCAAAUAUCUCGCGGUGUAAAUAUAAUCGAUUGAAGAAGACAUCCAAGGAACUAUCGGAUGAAAAUCUAUGGCAACUGGACAUUUUCUCCAAGUUUCGCCACGUGCCCGAUGAUCGGCUCCACCACUGGAAAGACGUGCUGGUAGUGGGCGUGGUGACUAGCUUAGACAUAACCAAAGUCUGGAACAGGAUGUACCUGCGACUCGCUGUCUAUAUGCGAGAAAUACUAUUGACACAGCAUUUGCGCCAGUUUGUCCAUGGAUUUAUUCUAUGUGGAACACAAAUGCAACUGUGGGUGUUUGAUCAUUCCGGUAGCUUUAGCUCUGAUACUUUCAAUAUAACGAAGGAGCCUGAACGUUUCAUUCGUGUGAUUUCAGGCUACACAUAUAUGAAUGAUUCAGACCUUGGCCUUGAUCAAGGUCUGAUACGUAGGGGUGAACGAACAUUUGUCGCGUUUAAAGAUGCGUACACUGGAGAGGAUAAAGAGUUAGAAGUUGAUCCUACGCCAAUUAAAAUGCGGCUACCCAAUGAUAUGCACGGUAACGUUUGCUACAAUGCAAUCGACGGGUCAUGCAUGGUGAAGUUUGCGUGGAGAACUGUGACUGAUGGGCCAUCCGAGAUCGAUAAGUUUCGAGCCCUUCAGAAUGUAGAGGGUAUUCCAAAGUUACUUGGGGCCGAUAAAGGUCCUACGUCAUAUCAGCUCCGUAGUGGUCUAGAAUUUCAGGAGGAUAUGAUGAAGAGUAUUAGAGAGGAGAGAAGGCAAUCAGGCUCACGUCGCGAUCGGGACGAAGAUUCCGAUUAA
Blumeria graminis f. sp. triticale is the source of this 1620-nucleotide messenger RNA. Lineage: Eukaryota; Fungi; Ascomycota; Leotiomycetes; Helotiales; Erysiphaceae. The record is from the annotation of a GenBank genome assembly.